AUGGGUAAGAAGAAGGUAGUGAAGAAAACAAAAGAGCUAUCAGUAGCAAUAGCAGAAUCAUCAUCAAUAGGUGAAGAACCAGAGGAACAGCAACAACUACAAACUCCUACAAAAAGAGGUAGAGGUAGACCUCGCAAAAUCAUUGAGAAGAGUGAAGAUGCAAAGGAGGAAGAAGAAGAAGAAGCACAAGAUGUUGGAGAUCAGAGAGAAGCAACAAAAAGAGUUAAAACUAGUGAAGAAGAAGAAGAAGAGAGAGAGAAACAGCAGCAAAUAAAAGAAGUGGAAGCAUCAUCAUCUUCAAGAAAGGAGGAUGAAAGGACUGAAGAAACACAGUUGUUGAAGAAGCAGCCUAUGAGAAGCAGAGCUAAGCGUAAAAGCAAGCCCAGAAAGAGCAGCUAA
Molecule: messenger RNA, 399 nt
Organism: Ilex paraguariensis (yerba mate)
Lineage: Eukaryota; Viridiplantae; Streptophyta; Magnoliopsida; Aquifoliales; Aquifoliaceae
Source: the annotation of a GenBank genome assembly